ACGACCAUAUGAUUGAAACUUGGUUACGUUACCUAAACACGAGCACGACUAAACUAAAAAAUAUUUAAAACCUGUCAAAGAAGGCCAUUUCAACAUAUUGAGCAACCAGAUGAAGAAUUUGAACGUGCAAUUACCGGCAGAGUGACGCUUAAUAGGAGGACAGGAAAUAUAUAAAUUGUUACGUGAAAUACAUUCGUUAUCAGAGUGCGGUGGUAUUGACCAAUGGUCGAAUUCGUCAAAAUGAUGCGAAAUUUUGGAAUUUUAUCAAUGAGAAAGAGUAGCUGGAUAAGUUUGCUAGGCUCCAAGGAACGGGCGUGUGCUUCUACCAUGCGACUAUACUCCCCAUGCACAGGAUCAUAUAACUACAAUUGGUCAAAGUGUGAGCGGAGUAACAACAUUCAACCAAAACGUAGUCUUCACGAAAAUAGUAAUGCACAGACAUCCGCCAAAGAAAAUGAAAGUGUCCGAAAGUCUGCACCUGAAGAUUUGGAGCGGGCUUACGCGGUACUGCGAGCCACGCUUCCCAAGCUGUUUGUGGAACCGCUGGACUAUUCAAUAUACAGCCCAAACCUCAUAUUUGAGAACAACAUCACCGGCAAGCACACCGUCGGCUUAUACCACUUUGUUAAGCAAAUUGCCAUUCUUCGAACAGUGGGGCACUUAAAGUACGCCUACGUAAAGUUUGAGGUUCUUAAAAUUACAAAGCAUCCCGACGACCAGACUGUGCGCAUAAGGUGGCGCGUUAGGGGAAUAUCCGGCCUUAAGGUGAUGUUCCAGUUCUGGAAGUACAAGGUGUGGCAGUUGAAGGAAGUGCUGCAGGAUCAGGAAGCAUGGUACGACGGGUUCUCCAUCUGCUACUUGGGAGAUAGUGGUCUAAUUGAAAAGCACGUCGUUGACAAAGUCAUGCCGGACGAAAGUCGAGAGUCAGUUAAAAAUACCUCUGAAACAACCCUCCCAACCGAGUCCUUGGCAGCGACAGCAACACAGAAACUAAGCUGUCAAUGAAACUGUAGCUAGAUUUAAAUGUUACUUAUUUAUUGCAUUACUUUACAUAAUAAACAGCAACUGUGAAGAUGUUUAGUAA
This is a messenger RNA of Drosophila obscura, 1084 nucleotides long. RefSeq lists its product as uncharacterized. The record is from RefSeq and is a predicted model, not a curated record. The coding region runs from base 223 to 1005 and encodes 260 amino acids. The transcript has a single exon. NCBI's taxonomy places the organism in Eukaryota, Metazoa, Arthropoda, Insecta, Diptera, Drosophilidae.